Theileria parva strain Muguga is the source of this 345-nucleotide messenger RNA. Its product is annotated as STOP family protein. The coding region runs from base 1 to 345 and encodes 114 amino acids. The transcript has a single exon. The record is from RefSeq and is a predicted model, not a curated record. Lineage: Eukaryota; Apicomplexa; Aconoidasida; Piroplasmida; Theileriidae.
AUGGAUAAUUUUAAAAAUCAGGAAAAAAUAUGUAAACUAGUGAGAAAAAGAGAAAUUAAAGAUUCCAUUGGUGAAUGUGCCAACAAGGAAGACGAAAACGAGAUUUUAAAGGAAAUUGAAAAAAAUGAAGUUAAGGAAAAUGAACAAAAUGUAGAAAAGAAGGAGAAGGGUACUCGGUUGGAGUAUAUAACAACAUAUUCACAGGACUAUAAAAUAAUUGAAAUCCCGAAACCGGAGCCCAAGCAGAAGAUUGAAGAGAAAGAACCAACACCAUUUGAAGGGAUAACAACAUAUACCCUCGAUUAUUCACUUAAUGCCUGGAAAAACUUUGAAAAUUUGACUUGA